Paraphaeosphaeria sporulosa is the source of this 1062-nucleotide messenger RNA. RefSeq lists its product as uncharacterized. Lineage: Eukaryota; Fungi; Ascomycota; Dothideomycetes; Pleosporales; Didymosphaeriaceae. The coding region runs from base 1 to 1062 and encodes 353 amino acids. The record is from RefSeq and is a predicted model, not a curated record. Gene Ontology annotation, cellular component: Golgi apparatus. The transcript is spliced from 4 exons.
AUGCCAUCGUGGGUUCCACGGUCAAAGCUGGAAUGGGCCUAUUUCGGGUCGACUGCGACGCAGGCUGUUGCAAUUAUUCCUGCCCAGGUCACAAUAUUGGUCGUUUAUCUGCAAUGGGUCAACUCAGUCGUAUACCAAGUUCCACUCGCAUACGUCACACCUCUCACGUUGGGCACGACGGCUUUAGGAGCACUUUACCAGUUGGCUCUGACCCUAGACGCAUAUCGAAUCAAGAAUAACAUCCAGCUUUUCGUGCAGUGCGUCUGCAACAUCUGCUUGUCUAUCGCAACAGUGAUGCAAUAUAGCCAGAUCAAAGAAGCCAACCGCAGAAUUCUGAUCAAUCACGACAUGUACGGGACGCCUUUCGCCAAACAUGAAUGGAAAUUUUGGGAUCAUGUUUCACCGGCGCUGAUUACAUGUAUCGUUGUUUCAUGUGCGUGCAGCGUUGCGAUGUGUCUCUUCGCGUACGGUUUGUAUCGGGAGUUUUCCUGGGCUUUGUACGAGCAAGUCAGCCCCGAUCGGAAGAUGCGGCUACGGUAUUUCGCAUACCAAAUUUAUCUCGUCAUCCUCAAGUUCACGCCUUUCUUUAUUAUCAGCUUCAUACUUCUCUAUGAUCUGAUUGACGUACACUACGUGGAGCCAGAAUUUUCUCUUACGAUGGCUAUCAUCCCAGUUGCACUUAUACACGUCGGUCUUGCAGUGUAUUUUGUGCGAAUUGAAACGUUCAUUGGAAUGUCAUUUGUGCUUGUUGGACAUGUGGCUGAGAUCGUUUACCUUGUGAGCAGAAUUGUUGUUCUUAACAGUCGCUCACGACUUGCGAACACAUUGCUCAAGGAUGAGAUGGUUUUUAUGGCCGUGGUUGCGCUGGGUUUUUCCGCGAUCGCCUUUACCGCCGGCUCAAUCUGCGUUACCAACUUUAGAAAGGGUCUGAAACCUCUAGUAUUGGGCCAAGUUCAGCGCAAAAGGCCCAACAACGACUUUGAAAACGACUACCAAUUCCAACGACUGAAUCACAACGUGGUAGCUGCGCCCGAGCAAGCACGACGAUUCGCCUUGGAUUGA